GCUUGUGGGAAAUAAAAAGCAGAACCUUUUUACUCUGCAGCCACAAGGAGCGCAGACAGUUCGGUUCAGAGCAUCAAUCAGCCCAGCCCAGAGACAGCCAUGCUCCGGAGCAGACGCAGCGGGAUGGAGCUGGAGCUUCUGCUGUGGAUGAUGAUGAUGAUGCUGCUGCUGCUGCUGAACUUCGUGGGACGCGCAGCGGCUCAGUCCAACCAGUACAGCAGAGCGGUGGACUGGCUGAGCAGAUAUGGCUACCUUCCUCCUCCAGAUCCACUCACCAGCAAACUGCAGACCAAAGAAGGGAUUGAGCAAGCAAUCCGUGUCAUGCAGAGAUUUGGAGGGAUCCAGGAAACCGGAUUAAUUGACAGCGAAACGCUGAAGCUCAUGUCCACGCCGCGAUGCUCGCUCCCAGACAUCGUCGGAGGCGAGGAGAUGAGGAGGAGGAGGAGGAGGAAGAGAUACGCUCUGUCAGGCCUUAAAUGGCACAAGACAGAUCUCACAUGGAGCGUCCACAGCUACCCGUCAAGAUCCUCUGUUAGCCCUGAUCAGGUGAAAGGUCUCCUGGCUCACGCCUUGAAAGCUUGGAGUGACGCCGCUCCGCUGAACUUCAGACAGCUGCCGGGCGACGGCGAAGCCGGAGGGGACAUCAGAGUUUCUUUUGCCUCGCUGCUCCAUAACGACGGGUAUCCGUUCGACGGGCCGGGCGGCACCCUGGCCCACGCCUUCUUUCCUGGCAUUGACGAAGUCUCCGGUGACACACACUUUGAUGACCAUGAGACCUGGAGCUACGGAGGUGGCGGCAGCACCACAGACCUGUUCACCGUGGCGGUGCACGAGUUCGGCCACGCUCUCGGCCUCUCUCAUUCCUCCUCGGAUCCGUCCAUCAUGAGGCCGUAUUACCAGGGUCCGGUGGGAGACGUGUCCCAGUACAAGCUGGAUCUGGACGACAAGCUGGCCAUCCAGCAGCUGUACGGCGCGAGAGACGACACACAACCAGGUGGAGUCAAUCCUGACCCACCGCUCUUUCCGAGUCCUCUACCCCCGAGGCCAACAACGCUUCCUGAGCCUUCAUUCGAUGAACGAUGCCAGGGAGGCUUUGAUGCAGUAGCAAACAUCAGAGGAGAGGUUUUCUUUUUUAGAGGUGCACAUUUCUGGAGAACCAAGCGAGACGGCUCUUUGUUGUCCUUAAGGCCGGCUGUGAUCACAAACUUUUGGAUGGGCCUUCCGACAGGAACAAACAAAGUCGACGCCGUUUAUGAGAGAAAGAGCGACAGCAAAAUCAUCUUCUUCAUCGGCUCGCAGUACUGGGUCUUCAGCGACACAAAGGUGAUGAGCGGUUACCCUCGGCCCCUGUCCGACUGGAGAAUGACGACGCCGAGUGGCGCCGCGCCAGACCGGGUGGAUGCAGCCUUCGUCUGGGCCCACAACGGGAAGACGUACCUGUUCAGCGGGGGGCAGUAUUGGAGGUUUGAUGAAAGCCAAAAAACAGGCUAUCCGGAGCCAGAUCCCGGCUACCCACGGGCCAAUGACCUCUGGACGGGAAUGCCAACCCACAUGGAUGAUGUCAUCACCUGGGGUGAAGGAAACGCCUACUUCUUUAAGGACGAUUUCUACUGGGUGCUGAAGGACGGGGGAAUAAACCAGGAGUAUGUUUCUCCCAAGGCCACAGGGAUGGACUGGCUGCGGUGUCCGGGUCCUCCUCCAACGGCUGCGCCGCAGAAUCCUAGGAAGGAUUGCAGCUGUGCCUUCAACAGAUCGUCUCUGUCACUGAGGAACGACUGUCUGCUGCUGGUUGCCGUUAUGCUGAUAAUUAAUGGGUUGAUUUCUGUAAAUAAUUAACUAAUGUGGGCUGUUUUCUCUACACUGCAGCGUAAACGGGACUCCUUUCUACCAUCAAACAGCUUUAUUUCUUGAUUCAAAGGGUUUACUUGCAGGACUUGGCAACCGUAGGAUAGCAGCACUCUCCCAUCCCGGUUGAGUUUCACAUAUUUGUGUUUAUAGAAUAAAAAUGCACAAAAAUAUCAGCCUCUUUGGGAGUUUGAUAUUUAACACCAUUAUUCAGCAAAUGGAGCUCUUCUUUCACAUUUUAUUAUCUGAUCCAGACCGAAAUUUAGAAGAUUAAAACCGAGGCGCCUUCUUCUGAUUUCCAAAUCAAGUUCUUCCAAUAUAUUGUAGAUGUGUUUUAAAAUAUAUUCAACCAAUUAUGCAUUGGUUUAUCCUGUUUUUAAAUUAUUACAAUUUGAAAUAUAGUAGUUAGAUUUUCUACGUGUGAUUAUAUUUUAACUUGUACAUUAUCUCUGUUUGUGGUCUAAGGUUUGCUGCUUAAUAAUCGUCUGAAUUUACUUGUUUUUGUGUUAAUAACAUUUGGAUAAAGGGCUGUUAUGUAGCUAAAUGAAAUCCUCAGAAAUUCACACAGAUAAACUGAAAAUGUUUGUUUUAAUGGAGUUUUCAGUGUAAAAUGAACAAUCAGACAUAUAAUUGCAAAUAUUCAAAAAUGUAAUCAGAACCUCUCACUAUCUGUCUGACUUUUUUAGGGGAUUUUUGUACAGAAAGAGCAGACAAUGAACUGUUGUGCGUAUUGUU
Molecule: messenger RNA, 2580 nt
Organism: Xiphophorus couchianus (Monterrey platyfish)
Lineage: Eukaryota; Metazoa; Chordata; Actinopteri; Cyprinodontiformes; Poeciliidae
Gene: mmp25b
Product: matrix metallopeptidase 25b
Exons: 12
Coding region: 100-1836 (578 amino acids)
Biological process (GO): collagen catabolic process; proteolysis; extracellular matrix organization
Cellular component (GO): extracellular matrix
Molecular function (GO): zinc ion binding; metalloendopeptidase activity
Source: RefSeq, a predicted model, not a curated record